AAGCUUGUCUCACCACACACUCAUCAUGGCGUCGAUCAAGAGUUUGCUCGUGGCCCUAGCUCUGGUUCUGGGCCUGGCUGCCGCGACCCCCGUGCCCGUGGCCUACGCCCUCCCCAUGCCUGUCGCCCUUCCUGACGGCGGGGGAUACUCGCCCUACAAGGAGGAACUCGGACGUGUCAAGAUCCAAGUGUAUCGAGGACCCAACAAGGAGAAGAUCGGAUAUGAUCACUUCGCUCCUUGGGGCUUCUACUUCACCCAGCCCGAAGACUACAAGCCCUACGGUUACCACUGAGACGAUUCAGAUCUUCAAUCGGCGAUAAGACUGUUUGAUGUAUAGACUGCCCGGAUUUCCCAAGUAGUUCCAAGAUCAAGAAACGUAAUCAACAAGACUCAGGAUCUCUCAUAAACGAUCUUGGCUACCUGCUACACCGACCUAAAUUGUUUCCGUUCUGAAGAUCAAUUAUUCUGGAAAUUUGAAUUCAGUUUCGGUGCGAUUAGAUUAUGUAUUUGUUUUAGAAAGAUUUUUUUUAGAACUGUAUGGCCGAACAGACAAGACACACGUGACUAUUUAUUUCGCCUAAUUUAAGCACAUUAGUCAUAGUUGUAUCAUAAGUGUUAUGUUUUAUCUCUGUUAUAAUAGUAUAUAUACUUUUUAGAUAUACUUUCGUUGCCUUUUGUAAUAAAAUUUUAUAA
Molecule: messenger RNA, 693 nt
Organism: Penaeus indicus
Lineage: Eukaryota; Metazoa; Arthropoda; Malacostraca; Decapoda; Penaeidae
Exons: 3
Coding region: 26-292 (88 amino acids)
Source: RefSeq, a predicted model, not a curated record